AGAAACAAACAGUCCCUAAACCUUGUUUAAUAAUUAGGGCACGAUUAUUAGCGGAAAACAACAAUGGAUAAACACCACGAGUAUUACCAUCAUUAAUUACCUUUACCUCGCGCACCUGGUUCUUUCCUAAAUCCCACCAUUCUAUAUCGAGACACGCGUCAAACACCCAGCGAACCCAUUUUACACACUCACUCGCUCUCUCUCGACUCUUCCCUCUCCUCCUCUCUCUCUCUCAACCGGCCACAUAAAAGAAAUACAUAAACAAAGGCAAACCCUAAAGAUAGAGAAGAGUUUUGAUUUUCAGGUUUCUUUUUGGAUAGAAGUGUAGAAAGCUUUCAAAAUCCCAUCUUUAAAUGGCAGAGAUACACCCACCUGAGACCCAUCUAAACAGCGGCGGCUUUGGCGGUGGAGGUGGCGGUGGAGGAAGCAGCGGAGGAGGGGGGGCAUUAACUUCAACUGAAACUGUGGGGUCAAAGAGGCAGCGGAGGCCAAGUGUCCGAUUAGGCGAGAUAGGCGGUGGAGACCAACUUUAUGAAUCCCAACACCACCGUAGAACUGCCAGCAAUAGUUGGAAACAACAACAGCAGCAGAUUUUGGGUUUUAAAGAGGCAAGUAAAUCAUCAAAGACUCGAGCUUUAACGAAUUUAAGUGAGUUUAAUGAAACUCCUGACGGGGAUAAUGAUAUUAAUUUGGAUAGUGUUGCAAUUGGGAGUUGGAGAGUUAAGCAUUCAUCGAAAAAGAGAGGGUCUUUGAAUGUUAGUGCCAAGCGAGUUAGGUCUAAUUGGGUGUCUAAAUUUGAUGAUAGUGGUGGUGGAGUUGGUAAUGGUGGUGAAGGGGAGGAGAAAUAUAGUGGUGGUGAAGAUAUAGGUGAGGAGGAGGAAGAGAUUUAUAGAGAAUUUGAUCUUGAGAAUUCAGAAAGUUUGUUGAAAGAACAAAGCCCAAUUCAUGAUUCACUUGAGAAUUUGGGAGAUGGGAAUGAGAGGGAAGUGUACUACAAUAGGAGAGUGGUUAGGGGGAGGAAUUAUCGUAAUGUUAAUCAAGAUUAUCUUCCUGAGGGGGUUGAAUUAUCAAGCCCAUCGGAUAAUGAUACGAGAGAUUAUAGGAAUAAUGGGAGGUGUGGCGAUGGCAGUGGCAGUGGAGGGGAGGAUGGAGUGAGGAUUUGGCUGAAUAGUUUAGGGUUAGGGAAAUAUGCGCCAGUUUUUGAGAUUCAUGAGGUGGAUGAUGAGGUUUUGCCAAUGUUGACAUUGGAGGAUUUGAAGGAUAUGGGAAUCAAUGCUGUUGGGUCUAGAAGGAAGAUGUUUUGUGCUAUUCAGAAGCUAGGAAAGGGGUUUUCUUGAUGUUUUUGGGUGAACUUGCAGUUCUGGUUGUUUUCUAAUGGAGAAUUUGUUUCAGCCAUGGUUAAUUAGAAGAAAUAUUAAGCCAAUUCCAAAGAUUUGGAGAAGACGUGUUAGGUAACUCAUGUUAUGGCAUUCUUGAUCAGAAGCCGUUGUAGAGAUCUCAAACUGACAGAAAAGUGGAGAAGGUCAUACCUUUGGUGCAUGCUUCUCAGCAAAUGAAGUAUUGGUCAAAUUUGUUUUAGUAAGAGCUGUGCUAGAUGGAAUCGAUUCCAAGUCAAUGCUUGCUAUAGAGCUAUUCUUGUCCUGUUGAAUAAAUAGAACGAUUUACUGAUAUUUUCCAAAACCAGUCAUUUGAUGAUAGAUGCUUGACAUUGAGAGAGGAGUUGAAUAUUGUUGUUUGCUAAUGGAGAGAAAUUGCGGGCAGCAUUACAUGUCA
Populus trichocarpa (black cottonwood) is the source of this 1773-nucleotide messenger RNA. RefSeq lists its product as uncharacterized. The transcript is spliced from 2 exons. The record is from RefSeq and is a predicted model, not a curated record. Bases 354 to 1337 code for a protein of 327 amino acids. Gene Ontology annotation, molecular function: protein binding. Lineage: Eukaryota; Viridiplantae; Streptophyta; Magnoliopsida; Malpighiales; Salicaceae.